AUGAUUAUUAUUUUGUAUCCUGUGCAAAAUUACACAUCUAACCACUGCAAGAUGCCCUUAACCUGUAGGUUUUAUCAGGAGAAAUAUCCUGAAGUGGAGGAUGUAGUGAUGGUGAACGUACGCUCCAUCGCUGAGAUGGGCGCGUACGUACAUCUCCUUGAGUACAACAAUAUCGAGGGCAUGAUUUUACUCUCAGAGUUGUCUCGGCGUCGUAUUAGAUCAAUCAACAAGCUCAUUCGCGUGGGUAAGACCGAGCCUGUUGUGGUCAUCAGAGUGGAUAAAGAAAAAGGAUAUAUAGAUUUGUCAAAACGUCGUGUAUCUGCGGAGGAUAUAGACAAAUGUACAGAGCGGUAUGCAAAGGCGAAAGCUGUUAACUCUAUCCUGAGACACGUAGCUGAGUUGUUGCAUUACGAAAACUCACAACAGUUAGAAGACCUGUAUACAAGAACAGCUUGGUUAUUUGAAGAGAAAUACAAGAAGAAAGCCUCGGCUUAUGACUUCUUUAAGCAAGCUGCUGUAGAUCCUUCAGUUCUAAAUGAAUGUGGUCUUGAUGAGAAAACUAAAGAAGUCCUAUUGGCAAAUAUUAAGAGGAAACUUACCUCUCAAGCAGUGAAAAUAAGGGCUGAUAUUGAGUGUGCAUGCUACGGAUAUGAAGGAAUCGAUGCAGUAAAAGCUGCCUUGAAAGCUGGGCUCUCAUUAUCAACUGCAGAAAUGCCUAUCAAAAUUAAUCUCAUUGCUCCACCUCUGUAUGUCAUGACAACCUCAACACCAGAGAAGACUGAUGGUCUCAAAGCUUUACAGGAUGCAAUUGAUAAAAUUAAUGACACAAUAACAGCAUCUGGUGGUGUAUUUAAUAUACAGAUGGCGCCGAAAGUGGUUACGGCGACCGACGAAGCCGAGCUGGCUAGACAGAUGGAGCGUGCGGAGGCUGAAAACGCUGAAAUCGCCGGUGACUCGGCGGAGGAAGAUGAGGACCAAGGAAUGGGCGACGCAGGCGCAGAUGAUGAGCCACAACAGAACGGAGCUUCAGAUGAUGAUGACGAAAACUGA
Leptosia nina is the source of this 1050-nucleotide messenger RNA. The record is from the annotation of a GenBank genome assembly. Lineage: Eukaryota; Metazoa; Arthropoda; Insecta; Lepidoptera; Pieridae.